This is a messenger RNA of Penicillium paradoxum, 1107 nucleotides long. RefSeq names its product GTP cyclohydrolase II. The transcript is spliced from 3 exons. Lineage: Eukaryota; Fungi; Ascomycota; Eurotiomycetes; Eurotiales; Aspergillaceae. The record is from RefSeq and is a predicted model, not a curated record. Gene Ontology annotation, biological process: riboflavin biosynthetic process. Bases 1 to 1107 code for a protein of 368 amino acids. Gene Ontology annotation, molecular function: GTP cyclohydrolase II activity.
AUGCUAAUCCACCUGCCGCGAGAGAAUGUGCUAGAACCAGAUGGACUAUCGGACGAUGCAAGCCAGGGGAGCAGCGUAGCAGGCGACCAUACCCCGGCUCUACCAGAGUCAUUGCUGUCACCCGCAUUCACCCCACCUGCCACUCCCGGCGGCACACUGAACAUAGAUCUGAAUCCCACAGCAGUCCUACAUCAGAACCAGGCAGCAGAUAUUCACCAUAAGAGCCAGCAUGCUAAGGGCCCCAAAUUACUCCCACAACUCCCAGCAGUGGAAUGUAUUGUGCGCGCGCGAAUCCCAACAACCAAUGGAGCGGAGAUGUUCCUCCAUCUCUACCAUAAUGAUCUAGAUGGAAAAGAACAUUUGGCCAUUGUGUUUGGAAAUAACAUUCGCAGUCGGAGUUUGGACAGCGUCAAGCCAGGGGAGACGGAGAUGGAUCGGAUGAUCCGCGGCGCGUACGUGGGGAAGUUGCAUCCGGGCCGAGUCAGCAGCCGAUAUGAUGACGAGCAAGGUGGAUCAGUGGCGACACCGACGCAAGUCGAGCCACCUCUGGUGCGAAUCCACUCGGAAUGUUAUACGGGAGAAACAGCAUGGUCGGCCCGGUGCGAUUGCGGCGAGCAAUUGGAUGAGGCGGCGCGCCUGAUGUCUUUCCCGGUCGAGGAUCUUGCUUCUGAUGCACCACCAGAGGUUCAGUCACUCUCGUCACAAUCGACGGGUGGUGUAAUUGUUUAUCUGCGACAAGAAGGUCGCGGAAUCGGUCUUGGGGAGAAGUUGAAGGCAUAUAAUCUCCAAGAUCUUGGGUCCGAUACCGUGGAGGCAAACCUUUUGCUCCGGCAUCCGGCCGACGCCCGAAGCUAUGGACUGGCUACGGCCAUUUUGCAAGAUCUGGGCUGUGGCGCGGAUACCAUUCCAGAGGGCAUUCGUUUACUCACAAAUAACCCUGAUAAAGUCCGCGCUAUUGAGGGCCACAACCGGGAAGUCCUUGUAAAAGAGCGGGUGCCAAUGAUUCCACUAGCAUGGCGGACUGGCGGCCAGAGAGGAAUCAAGAGCUCUGAAAUUGAGGGAUAUUUGAAGACUAAGAUCUCGAAGAUGGGCCAUAUGAUCCAAUAA